Molecule: messenger RNA, 2259 nt
Organism: Cariama cristata (Red-legged seriema)
Lineage: Eukaryota; Metazoa; Chordata; Aves; Cariamiformes; Cariamidae
Gene: ARMC8
Product: armadillo repeat containing 8
Exons: 18
Biological process (GO): proteasome-mediated ubiquitin-dependent protein catabolic process
Cellular component (GO): GID complex
Molecular function (GO): protein binding
Source: RefSeq, a predicted model, not a curated record
UUUCUUCUGUACUACUUUAUGGUCUUCUCCUGUGUCCGUCCAAGUUUCAGUGGAAGAUGCUACAGUUAUCUCCCACCUCAUGGCUCUGCUCAGUAGGUCUCGAUAUACACAAGAAUACAUAUGUCAGAUCUUCUCACACUGCUGCAAAGGUCCAGAUCAUCAGACAAUCUUAUUUAACCAUGGAGCCGUUCAGAAUAUCGCACAUCUGUUAGUCUCCACGUCCUACAAAGUUCGAAUGCAAGCAUUGAAAUGCUUCUCGGUUCUAGCCUUUGAAAACCCACAGGUAUCAAUGACUCUUGUAAAUGUGUCAGUUGAUGGAGAAUUGUUACCGCAAAUUUUUGUGAAGAUGUUACAAAGGGACAAGCCUAUUGAAAUGCAGCUCACAUCAGCCAAAUGCCUUACUUCCAUGUGCAGAGCUGGAGCAAUACGGACAGAUGAUUCUUGCAUCGUUCUUAAGACUCUGCCGUGUUUGGUUCGAAUGUGUAGUAAGGAAAGACUGCUGGAGGAGCGAGUAGAAGGAGCAGAAACACUGGCCUAUUUGAUUGAAACAGAUGUGGAGCUCCAGAGAAUUGCCAGCAUUACCGACCACCUCAUUGUCAUGCUUGCUGACUACUUCAAGUAUCCCAGCUCAGUGAGUGCAAUCACUGAUAUCAAGAGGCUUGACCAUGAUUUGAAGCACGCCCAUGAGCUGCGCCAGGCUGCUUUCAAGCUCUAUGCUUCCCUGGGAGCAAAUGAUGAAGAUAUCCGAAAAAAGAUCAUUGAGACUGAAAAUAUGAUGGACCGUAUUGUUAAUGGCUUGUCUGAAUCUAGUAUCAAGGUGCGAUUAGCUGCAGUCAGAUGUUUGCACAGUUUGUCCCGUUCUGUACAGCAGCUCAGGACAAGUUUUCAGGAUCAUGCUGUAUGGAAACCUUUAAUGAAGGUUUUACAGAAUGCUCCAAAUGAAAUCCUCGUAGUAGCAUCUUCCACGCUAUGCAAUCUUCUUCUGGAAUUCUCUCCAAGCAAGGAGCCUAUUUUAGAAUCAGGAGCCAUAGAACUCUUAUGUAGUUUAACACAGAGUGAAAAUCUUGCCUUGCGAGUGAACGGCAUUUGGGCUUUAAUGAAUGUGGCAUUUCAAGCAGAACAGAAGAUCAAAUCAGACAUCUUACGAGGUCUGAGUACAGAGCAGUUAUUCCAGUUGCUUUCUGAUUCCGAUGUAAAUGUUCUGAUGAAAACUUUGGGACUGCUCAGGAAUCUUCUAUCUACUCGCCCACACAUAGACCAUAUAAUGAGCACUCAUGGGAAGCAAAUCAUGCAAGCAGUGACCCUCAUUCUGGAAGGGGAGCACAAUAUAGAAGUCAAAGAGCAGACACUAUGUAUACUUGCCAACAUAGCAGAUGGGACGACAGCAAAAGAACUGAUUAUGACCAAUGAUGACAUCCUGCAGAAAAUCAAAUACUACAUGAGUCAUUCAAAUGCUAAACUUCAGCUUGCUGCCAUGUUCUGUAUAUCUAAUCUCAUAUGGAAUGAAGAAGAAGGUUCACAAGAACGCCAAGAUAAACUGCGAGACAUGGGAAUAGUAGAUAUUCUACAUAAAUUGAGUCAGUCAUCAGAUCCAAAUCUGUGUGACAAGGCGAAGACAGCACUCCAGCAGUAUCUUGCAUGAUCAAAGACUGACUGAAUCUAUGGACACCCCUCAUGUCUAUUUAAGGAAUAGCAGGAGAUAUUCCUGACUCCUUAUAUUUGCACAAGUCACCUUGGGCUGCAUUUUUCUCAGGUGCAGGGAGCUGCUUUGCAGAAACAGUUUAAAUGAUCAGGUCUCCAAUGCACUUGAGAAUUUUCUUGAGGUAGUUUCUUUACUCAGAGGACUCUUGGGGGGUUGUUUUGGUUUUUUGGUUGGUUUUUUUUUUCCUGAGCUACCUGGACUUUCGGAUAGAACAAUCAGUCAUCAUUUUCCUUUUGGGCCUACAAUUUUCUGCUUUUGCUGCAGCCUGCGUGUGUGGAUGUGUGUGGGUGUGCUCAAGUGUGUGCGUUUGCUUGGGUGAAUGUGUGUGGGUGUGAUACUUCAAUUUUGUUUUUCCUUUUUAUUUUGUGUGAAAAUCUUUUUCUACAGGUUUUCAAGGGUUAACCAUUGUUUGCUGUACGAAUACUUCAAUGAAUUAUAUACAGUUUGAAUGAAAUGUUAUUUAAAAAAAAAACCAAACUGUUGUAUCCCAUAAAGUUUAUUUUGAAUUUUGAACAGAUGAAUGUUUUUAAGUAAAAUAUAUGCAUUUCUGAACUUCA